Molecule: messenger RNA, 7553 nt
Organism: Thalassophryne amazonica
Lineage: Eukaryota; Metazoa; Chordata; Actinopteri; Batrachoidiformes; Batrachoididae
Gene: myh14
Product: myosin, heavy chain 14, non-muscle
Exons: 44
Coding region: 176-6322 (2048 amino acids)
Cellular component (GO): myosin complex
Molecular function (GO): cytoskeletal motor activity; actin filament binding; ATP binding
Source: RefSeq, a predicted model, not a curated record
GUCACUGUGAGGAGAGUGUGCGGCUCAACGCUAAAAAAGCCGCAUAUGCGGUAAGACACACACACACACACACCUACCAGACAAGAAAAUAGCCGAGAAACAGCCUCGUUUCGGUUCUCCACACACCGCAGCCUUAUUCCCGACUCACAACCCAGCCUGAAGUGCCGGCAGUAUCAUGUCCAGGUUACCAGGGGGCGGUCCUAACGAUGUCACCUACCUCCUGUCAUCAGGGGUGGGGCCAGGUUCUCCCAACUCCAACAACUCUAUAUUCUCUGCUGCGAGCCAGGCUGACUGGGCUGCCAAGAGGCUGGUGUGGGUGCCAUCAGAGAAGCACGGCUUUGAGUCAGCCAGUAUUCGAGAAGAACGCGGCGAUGAGGUGGAGGUGGAGCUCACAGACAGCCAGCGGCGGUUGACUCUGUCCAGGGAGGAAGUGCAGCGCAUGAACCCUCCACGCUUCAGUAAAGUGGAGGACAUGGCUGACCUCACUUGCCUCAAUGAAGCCUCGGUGCUGCACAACCUGAGAGAGAGAUAUUACUCUGGCCUGAUCUAUACAUAUUCGGGGCUGUUCUGUGUCGUGGUCAACCCUUACAAGAACCUGCCCAUCUACACAGAGUCCAUCGUGGAGAUGUACCGGGGCAAGAAACGCCACGAGAUGCCGCCACACAUCUAUGCCAUAUCAGAGGCAGCCUACCGCAGCAUGUUGCAAGACAGAGAAGAUCAGUCAAUCCUCUGCACAGGCGAGUCUGGAGCAGGAAAAACAGAGAACACUAAGAAAGUCAUCCAAUAUUUGGCUCAUGUUGCAUCCUCCCAUAAGAAUAGCACUUUGGGUAGGAACAAGGAGGCUUUACAGAUGGAUGGCACUAGGUCAUUAACAAGAAGCAGUACUGUAGUAAACAAGGGUGAGCUGGAGAAACAGCUGCUGCAGGCCAACCCUAUACUAGAGGCCUUUGGCAAUGCAAAGACUGUCAAGAAUGACAACUCCUCAAGAUUUGGAAAAUUCAUUCGUAUUAAUUUUGAUGUGGCGGGGUACAUUGUUGGCGCCAAUAUUGAGACCUACCUGCUUGAAAAAUCACGGGCCACCCGUCAGGCCAAUGAUGAGAGAACCUUUCAUAUCUUUUACCAGUUGCUGUGUGGAGCCUCAGAGCCAACAAGGGCCGACCUGCUAUUAGGAAGUGCUGAUGAGUACCGCUUUUUGAGUGGAGGAUUCAUACCAGUUCCUGGUCAGAGUGAUGCAGACAACUUCACACAGACUAUGGAUUCCAUGGCUAUAAUGGGCUUCACUCCAGAGGAGUCAACAUCUAUGUUGAAAGUGAUCUCCGCUGUUCUCCAGUUUGGAAAUAUCUCCUUCAUGAAGGAGAAGAACCAGGACCAGGCAUCCAUGCCAGACAACACAGCUGCACAAAAACUAUGCCAUUUGCUGGGCAUUAACGUACUGGAGUUCACCCGUGCCAUCCUCACUCCCAAGAUCAAAGUGGGACGAGAGUAUGUGCAGAAGGCUCAAACAAAAGAACAGGCUGAUUUUGCUGUUGAGGCUUUGGCCAAAGCAACAUAUGAGCGUCUGUUCAGAUGGUUGGUGCACAGGAUCAACAGAGCUCUGGAUCGCAGACAGAGACAGGGCGCCUCCUUUAUAGGCAUCCUGGAUAUUGCUGGCUUUGAGAUCUUUCAGCUGAACUCAUUUGAGCAGCUUUGUAUCAACUACACUAAUGAGAAGCUGCAGCAACUCUUCAACCACACCAUGUUCAUCCUGGAGCAGGAGGAAUAUCAGAGGGAGAGCAUUGAGUGGAACUUCAUCGACUUUGGACUGGACUUACAGCCUUGCAUUGACCUUAUUGAAAAAUCGGCCCACUCACCUGGUGUGUUGGCUCUGUUGGAUGAAGAAUGUUGGUUCCCUCGGGCAACAGACCGCUCAUUUGUGGAGAAGCUGUCUACUGAGCAAGGCAGCCAUCCAAAAUUCUACAAAUCAAAGCAGCCACGUGGGGAAGCAGACUUCGCCAUCAUUCACUAUGCUGGCAAGGUGGACUACAAAGCAAAUGAUUGGCUGGUGAAGAACAUGGAUCCUCUGAACGAUAAUGUGGCCUCUCUUCUUCAUCAGUCGUCUGAUCAUUUUGUGUCAGAGCUCUGGAAAGAGGAUAUUCAAACCCUUCCCCGUGUGUACUUCUUUGAUUCCUAUACCACUCUACAGGCUAAUGGUUCAGACAUGGACAGGAUAGUGGGUCUGGACCAGGUGGCAUCAGGAGAGAACAGUGGGCCAGUCACAUUUGGAGCAGCAGGACUGAAGACUAAGAAGGGAAUGUUUCGGACUGUGGGUCAGCUCUACAAAGAGUCUCUCACCAAGCUCAUGGCCACACUGAGGAACACCAAUCCCAACUUCCUCCGCUGCAUCAUCCCAAACCACGAGAAAAGGGCUAGUAAAUUGGCUCCCCAUCUGGUUUUGGACCAGCUGAAGUGUAACGGCGUUCUGGAGGGGAUCCGUAUCUGCAGACAGGGCUUCCCUAACCGUAUCCCAUUCCAGGAGUUCAGACAGAGAUAUGAGAUUCUGACUCCUAAUGCCAUUCCUCGCACCUUCAUGGAUGGUAAACAGGCUUCAGAGCUCAUGAUUAAUGCUUUGGAACUGGAUCGGAACCUGUUCAGGGUAGGUCAGAGUAAAGUAUUUUUCAGAGCUGGGGUCCUGGCCCACCUGGAGGAGGAGAGAGACCUAAAGAUCACAGACAACAUCAUUCGCUUCCAGAGUGCCGCCAGAGGCUACCUCGCACGCAAGGCCUUUGUCAAAAAGCAGCACCAGCUGAGUGCUCUGAGGGUGAUGCAGAGGAACUGUGCAGCUUACCUCAAACUCAGGAACUGGCAAUGGUGGCGACUGUUCACUAAGGUGAAGCCGCUGCUGCAGGUGAGUCGGCAAGAUGAGGAGAUCCAAGCCAGAGAGGCAGCGCUCCAAAAGGUCAAGGACACACUCACGCGAGUGGAACAGGAAUACUCUGAGUUGGAUAAAAAGCAUGUGCAGCUAGUAGAGGAGAAAGCUCUGCUGGCUGACCAGCUACAGGCAGAGGCGGAGCUGUUUGCAGAGGCGGAGGAGAUGAGAGCCAGGCUGGCCAGUAGGAAACAGGAACUGGAGGAGGUGCUGGGUGAGAUGGAAAGUCGGUUGGAAGAAGAAGAGGAGAGGGGGGUGCAGCUGACUAACGAGAAGAAGAAGAUGCAGCAGAAUAUACAGGACCUAGAAGAGCAGUUAGAGGAAGAGGAAAGUGCCAGACAGCGUCUCCUAUUGGAGAAAGUCACACUGGAGACCAAAGUGAAGAGUCUGGAGGCAGACUUGUUGAACACAGUUGAGCAGAGAGACAGACUAAGCAAGGAGAAAAAACAUUUGGAAGAACGUCUUGGUGAGGUGACAGACCAGCUAACUGAGGAAGAAGAGAAGACCAAAAGUCUUAACAAACUUAAGAAUAAACAGGAGGCUGUCAUAGCAGACUUAGAGGAACGCCUUAAGCGUGAGGAGCAGGGUCGUUUGGAGCAGGAGAAGUGGAAGAGGAGGCUGGAAAAUGAAUCACUGGAGACCCAGGAGCAGCUGUCUGACCUGGGAAUCCUGUCUGCCGAGCUGAAGGGUAGUGUCGCCCAAAAGGAGAAGGAAAUCACCACCCUACAGGGCCGGCUGGAAGAGGAGGGAGCGCGUCGCUCAGAAGCUCAGAGAGCACUGAGGGAGGCCAUGUCCCAGGUAUCGGAGCUGAAGGAGGAAGUGGAGAAUGAAAGAGGGAUGAGGGAAAGGGCUGAGAAACAGAGGCGGGAUCUGGGGGAGGAGCUGGAGGCUUUGAGAACUGAGCUGGAGGACACUCUGGAUACCACUGCUGCCCAGCAGGAACUAAGAUCUCGACGGGAGUCGGAGUUAACUGACCUCCAGCGUCGUGUGGAGGAGGAUACUCGUCGCCACGAGGCCCAACUGUCAGAAUUACGAGUCAAACAAAGUGCUGCUAUAGACAGUCUCCAGGAGCAGCUGGACAACAGCAAGAGGAUGCGUCAGUCCCUGGAAAAGGCCAAAGCAGCGCUUGAGGAGGAGAUGCUGAAUUUGACAUCUGAGCUCAAGGGCCUCCAAACGAAUCGCACAGAGAGCGAGAGAGGCCGCAAGAGGGCCGAGAGCCAGCUCCAGGAACUCAACGCCCGUCUGUGCCAGGCUGAUGUAGAGAGGGUGGAGAAAGAGGAGCGAGUACACAAAUUACAGUGUGAGAUUGAGUCUCUGUCCAGCAAUAUGACUGCCUCUGACACCAAAGCCCUCCGUCUCACAAAAGAAGUCAGCAGUUUGGAAAGCCAACUUCGUGACGUCCAGGAAUCCCUAACGGAUGAGACCCGUCAGAAGUUGUCUCUGGCCUCAAGGGUGCGUGCACUGGAGGAGGAGAAAAAUGGAAUGAUGGAAAGACUAGAGGAGGAGGAGGAGAAAGCCAACGAGUUGACCCGGCAGAUCCAAACCCUCACACAGCAGUUGGCUGAACUGCGUAAGCAGUCGGAGGAGGUGAAGACAGCGGUGGAAGCUGGGGAGGAUCUGCACAGAAAACUGCAAAGAGAGCUGGACAGUGCCAUCCAGAGGGAGCAGCAGAAGGAAGAGGAGAAACAGAGGGUAGAGAGGCAGAGGCAGAGACUGAGGGAGGAGAUUGAGGACAUGACCCUCGCCCUGCAGAGGGAGAGGCAGAACUGCACCGCGUUGGAGAAGAGGCAAAAGAAGUUUGACCAGUGUCUGGCAGAGGAAAAGGCAACCUCUGCUCGGCUGGCAGAAGAGAAGGACAGAGCAGAAGCAGAAAGCCGAGAAAAAGAGACAAGAUUUCUGUCACUGUCCAGAACCCACCAGGAGGUCCAGGAGCAGAAGGAAGAGCUAGAGAGAGUCAACAAGCAGCACCGCCUAGAAAUGGAACAACUCGUCAACCAGCAGGAUGAUGUUGGCAAGAAUGUCCACGAGCUGGAACGCUCACGGAGGGCUCUUGAAACAGAAGCGCAGAACCUGCGACUUCAGACACAGGAACUGGAGGAGGAGCUGACAGAGGUGGAAAACUCGAGGCUGAGACUGGAGGUCACCUUGCAGGCACUGAAAGCCCAGUUUGAGAGGGAGCUCAGCACAAGUGAGGAGAAGGGAGAGGAGAAGAGGAAGGCCCUCAGCAAACAGGUAAAAGAACUGGAACUCCAGCUGGAGGAGGAGAGGAGUCUACGGUCUCAGGCUAUGUCGUCCAAGAAACAGCUGGAUGCAGAGUUACAGGAAGCUGAGGCCCAAGUGGAAACAGCCACCCGUGGAAAAGAGGAUACUAUGAAGCAGCUGCGGAGGCUGCAGACCCAAAUGAAGGAAGUUCUUCGUGAGUUGGAUGAGCACAAACUGUCUCGUGAUGACCUGCUUGCCCAAACCAAGGACAGUGAGAAGAAAAUCCAAAAUCUGGAGGCAGAGGUCCUGCAGCUCACUGAAGAGUUGUCUGUGUCUGAGAGGCAGCGGAGACAGGCCCAGCAGGAGAGAGACAUGAUGGCUGAUAACAUGUUCAACAGUACUUCUGGAAAGUCAGCCAUGUCUGAAGAGAAGCGGCGCUUAGAAUCCCGCAUCACUCAGCUGGAGGAGGAGCUGGAGGAGGAGCAGAGUAACUCUGAAAUAGUAGCAGAGAGACAAAGAAAGGCAAUCCUCCAGGUGGAGACGCUGACCGUGCAGCUGCAAGGAGAGAGAGCUCUGACCCACAAGGCAGAGGCAGCUCGGGAGCAGCUGGAGAGGCAGAACAAGGAGCUAAAGGUCCGGCUCAGUGAGCUGGAGGGGGCCGUGAGGGGCAAACACAGACUCAGUGUUGCUGCUCUGGAGGCCAAGAUCGAGUCAAUGGAGGAGCAGCUGGAGCAAGAGAGACAGGAACGAGCCAUUGCCAACAAACUGGUGCGAAAAACUGAGAAGAAACUGAAGGAGGUGAUGAUGCAGGCAGAGGAUGAGAAGAGACACGCAGACCAGUAUCAAGAGCAGCUGGAAAAGUCCAUGGUCCGACUGAAGCAGCUGAAGCGUCAGCUGGAGGAGGUGGAGGAGGAGAACUCUCGCUCCAAUGCCCAGAAGAGGAAGCUCCAGCGGGAGCUGGAGGAGCUGGCCGACAGCGGUCAGAGCAUGUCGCGGGAAAUCUCCACACUUCGCAGCCAACUCAGGCGUGCUCCGUUGCCACUGGCAAUGCGUGGGCGCAGAGCCCUGGUCGAUGACCUGUCAUAUGAGAACUCAGACUCAGAGGAUCCACCUGCCUCACCAACCCCUUCCUCUGGACUCCCACGGGCCCCAACACCUUCCUCAGAGAACAGCUUGGAGCCUUCUUCACAAUACAGCAUCAACAACACAGAGUGACAUGCAGACUCACACAAAACACACAGCCGUCAACCUCUCAGGGGUGAAAGAGCGACAUGCACAAAGCACUCUGUACGUUGUAAAGGUAAUUAAACAAAAUGAUGCAGACACACAUAUCAAAUGCUAUAGACUCUAAAAUGUUCUCACUCAUACAAUAAUACUUUUUGCCUCCAUUUUUUGGAACUAACACAGGAAAAGUGUAAUGACACAAACACAUUCUGCAAAGAGGCAACUGCCUUUUUUUUUUUCUUUUUUAAAAUUGUGACACUUAUUACAACAAAGACUGGAAAUUCUACAACAGUAAUUACUUUCUGAGAAACUAAACUACAAUUGUGGAACUUAAUUAUUACACUUAAUUUGAUGAUGCUGUACAGAAUGCAAACAUUAUGUUGGUCUUGUCUGUUGCAGUAGGAGGUAUUUCAAACUAAGCCAUGUUUAACCUUUAAUGAGGAGGCAAUGUGUACUGUCUAGUUUUAAAACGGGGUGUGAAAUCGAUCAUGGGGUUAAAAUACUUCUGAAAGGUGUUGAGACAAUCCACAUUCAUUCAUAUUACAUUGGUGAAUUUAUGGAACAGAAAUUUCAAAUAUGAUUUGUGACAUCUGCGUACGUCAGUAAGCGUUUAAAAAAAUUGAAUGUGACGUAAUCUGGAUUAGAAAGUUUCAACAAAGUAGUAGUCCACAGUAGGGAUAGUAUGAUAUCACUUAUUUGAAGUCCGACUAGGGUGACCAGAUGUCCCACAUUGUGGUCCAAACUGAGAUGGUUUCUAGCAUUGUUAUUGACAGUCAGGCUUCAGUUUUGAAAUGCGUGUGAAGCCUGACUGUCAGUAACAACGCCGGAAACCAUCUCAGUUUGGACCACAAAGUGGGACAUCUGGUCACCCUUAGUCCGAUACAUAUACCAGAAUCUUCAAUGUCUACGAUAUCAAUCUGAUACUGUUUUCCUUGUCAUAAAACAACUUAGCUGUUAAUAAAUACAUUAGUCUGGGUGUACUUUGGUAACCUAGCCAUCUAACAAAACAUGAACAAACUGUCAAACAAAUGUUCUUCUCCCUAAAGGCAAACAUGCAUCACUGAAUACAUGAUACAAAUGUGCAAUAGAAGACUCGGAUUGGAUUGGGGUCCCCCACCCCCAAUAUCUGAUGCAGUAAUUUUGGCCAAUAUUGAAGUGAUACCAAACCAAAAUAUCAGCUCAUGCACCCCAGCUUUCAGAAACAAUGGUGAAAAGUAGCAAA